Sardina pilchardus (European sardine) is the source of this 556-nucleotide messenger RNA. It is a transcript of the gene tmem258, whose product is annotated as transmembrane protein 258. Gene Ontology annotation, biological process: protein N-linked glycosylation. Gene Ontology annotation, cellular component: membrane-bounded organelle. The transcript is spliced from 4 exons. The record is from RefSeq and is a predicted model, not a curated record. The coding region runs from base 121 to 360 and encodes 79 amino acids. Lineage: Eukaryota; Metazoa; Chordata; Actinopteri; Clupeiformes; Clupeidae.
UGGGCUGAUAUUUCGAUGCGCAGACUUCAAUUCCCAUAAUGCAUUGCACAUCUGUGUGUGACUUCCGGACAUACGUGGCCUUUCUUGAGCGGCACUGGCAGUAGCUCAUCACCACACAACAUGGAGCUGGAGACUAUGACGAGAUACACGAGCCCGGUGAACCCGGCCGUGUUCCCCCACCUGACCGUGGUCCUGCUGGCCAUCGGAAUGUUCUUCACAGCCUGGUUCUUUGUCUACGAGGUGACGUCGACCAAAUACACCCGGGACGUGUACAAGGAGCUGCUGAUCUCGCUGGUGGCGUCGCUCUUCAUGGGCUUCGGCGUGCUCUUCCUGUUACUGUGGGUCGGCAUCUACGUGUGAAGGUGAGGAGAGAUUAGGCCCCGGUGCUGGUGGCGUGGUCCAGAGGAGCAUUCCUGCGGCCCGGGUCCUGGUCCCGGUGCCCACCGUCGUUCUGGGCCGUGCCGCGGACACCGGGCUCGGGGAGGGGGGACUUUGCACUGACACAGGGGGCGGGUUUUGGGUUCUGCGGUCACCAAUAAAGAGAGAUUUCGUACAA